AUGCUUCCGAGGCUCGCUGCGUUCUCCCGGCGCCCCCCGGCUGGUCCUCUCGCUGCCGCGGCGCGGAGCCUCUUUUCGGGCUCGGUGAACAUCGACACCCCGCUGAACUACUGGGCUGGGAAGAGAAGGACCAUCCAAGAGAAGUGGACCACGGAAAAUGUUUACGAGCCAGCCACUGGGCGAGUGUUGUGCCAGCUGGAACCCUGCGGUGCCGCGCAGGUGGAUCAGGCUGUGAUGGCAGCUAAGUUGGCCUUUGGCCCCUGGAGCCAAAUGUCAGGGAUGGAGAGGGCGAGGAUCAUGAUCGAGGCCGCGCAUAUCAUCGAGAGCAGGAGAGAGGAGAUUGCAGAACUGGAGGUGGUCAACAACGGCAAGACCAUCACAGAAGCUCGUCUGGAUGUGGACUCAGCCAGAAUGUGCAUAGAAUACUAUGCUGGAGUGGCCAGCACUCUGGCAGGCCAGCAUGUCCAGUUGCCUGGGGGAUCGUUUGCUUACACCCGCAGGGAGCCUCUGGGAGUGUGUGUCGGCAUCGGCGCUUGGAAUUAUCCCUUUCAAAUAGUUGCGUGGAAGUCGGCUCCAGCCCUUGCUUGUGGUGAGGGCAGAUCUUCUUCUACAGCUGAUAACGGAUCCAAAAUAAUGGAGAUGGCGUCGAAGGGAGUCAAACCGGUGACUUUGGAGCUCGGAGGCAAAUCGCCUCUGAUCAUCUUUCAGGACAGCGAUGUGGAGAAUGCUGUGAGGGGCGCUCUCAUGGCAAACUUCCUGUCCCAAGGCCAGGUUUGCAGCAACGGCACGAGGGUCUUCGUGCAGAGGGAGAUGGUGCCCGAAUUUGUGGAGGAGGUGGUGAGGAGAACCAAGGCCAUCGCAAUAGGAGACCCUCUCUUAGAGAGCACCAGGAUGGGAGCACUGGUCAGCCGGCCACACCUAGACAAAGUCCUGUCCUUUGUGGAUCAAGCAAAAAAAGAGGGAGCCACGGUGCUGUGCGGAGGAGAACCUUUCGUGCCUUCGGAUCCCAAACUCAGCGGCGGAUACUACAUGACGCCAUGCGUCCUGGGCAACUGCACGGACGCCAUGACCUGCGUAAGGGAGGAGAUCUUCGGCCCGGUCAUGUCGGUGCUGUCCUUUGAAACGGAGGAGGAGGUGCUGCGGCGAGCCAACGACACCACAAUGGGCCUGGCCGCAGGCGUUUUCACCAGGGAUGUGAAGCGCGCCCAUCGUGUUGUCCAACAGCUGAACGCCGGCUCCUGUUUUAUCAACAACUACAACAUCACACCCGUAGAGGUGCCGUUUGGAGGCUAUAAAAUGUCAGGUAUAGGGCGGGAGAACGGACAGGUCACAAUUGAGCACUACACCCAGCUGAAGACCGUGUUUGUGGAGAUGGGGGACGUGGACAGCCUCUUCUAG
Menidia menidia (Atlantic silverside) is the source of this 1398-nucleotide messenger RNA. Lineage: Eukaryota; Metazoa; Chordata; Actinopteri; Atheriniformes; Atherinopsidae. The record is from the annotation of a GenBank genome assembly.